Trichobilharzia regenti is the source of this 1729-nucleotide messenger RNA. The record is from the annotation of a GenBank genome assembly. NCBI's taxonomy places the organism in Eukaryota, Metazoa, Platyhelminthes, Trematoda, Strigeidida, Schistosomatidae.
GCCUAACGGUACAUCGAGGAUUUCCCACUCACUUCGUGCUGACCUUCAUAAGAACAGCGGGAUUUGAAAUUGCAGGUUGAUGUCCAAAAAGAAGGGAUGUGUACCGCAAAAGACUGUUCUCUUGGGAAGGAUAGGAACAAAUCUUAAAUGUGGUGUAGUAGGUCUACCUAAUGUUGGAAAGUCCACUUUCUUCAACGUUCUCACAAAAAGCCAAGUGCCAGCCGAGAACUUCCCAUUCUGUACUAUAAAUCCAAAUGAAAGUCGUGUUUCGGUUCCUGAUGAGAGAUUCGAGUGGCUCUGUGAACACCACCAGCCUGUGAGCCGAGUUCCUGCGUAUUUAAAUGUCGUGGAUAUUGCUGGUCUAGUUAAAGGAGCCCACGAAGGUCAGGGACUUGGAAAUGCGUUUCUUUCGCAUAUUCGAGGCGUUGAUGCAAUUUAUCAUAUGUUAAGAUUGUUCGAAAAUGAAGACAUCACUCAUAUUGAAGGUGAUAUUAACCCAGUGCGUGAUUUGGAUAUUAUUGAUGAAGAAUUACGACUGAAAGAUAUUGAAUAUGUUACCAAAGAAUGUGAAAAGUGUGAGAAAGUAGUUAUUCGUGGCGGUGAUAAAAAGCAGAUGCCGGUGUAUGAAUGUUUGACAAAAGUUAAAAAUAUGCUGGUCAAUGAUAAGCGGAGUGUUCGUUUCGGCGACUGGAAUGUGUCUGAAGUGGAAAUACUUAACGAACAUCUGUUUAUCACAGCCAAACCCGUGAUCUACUUGGUAAACAUGUCAGAGAAGGCAUUCUUGAAAAAGAAAAGCAAAUGGCUACCGAAAAUUAAAGAAUGGGUUGAUGAACAUGAUCCCAGUGCUACUAUUAUUCCUUUCUCCGCCGACCUUGAGCAAAAAAUUAGCGAAAUGUCUCCAGAAGUAGCUAGCACAUACAUGAAAGAAAAUGAAUUCACUAGCAUGCUGCCAAAAAUUAUUCGGGUCGGUUACCAAACAUUACAGUUACAAUAUUUCUUCACAUGUGGUCCAGAUGAAGUCAAAGCUUGGACAAUACAGAAAGGUACUAAAGCUCCUCAAGCUGCUGGCCGAAUACACACAGAUAUGGAACGUGGCUUUAUAAUGGCUGAAGUUAUGUCUUAUGAGGAUUUCAGAACCGAAGGUUCAGAAGCUGCUGUUAAGGCUGCUGGGAAAUAUAAACAGAAGGGAAGAGAGUAUGUUGUUGAAGAUGGGGAUAUCAUUCUCUUCAAAUUUAAUGCUGGUGCUGGUUUACAAGCAAAGAAAAAAUGAUCUUUAGAGUGUGAAUACUGCUCUCAGCUGUUUGUUUGACUUUUUACAAAUACACUUUCUAUUCUUCUUGGAAUCGUGUCCAUUUUAACUUAAAAUAUAUAGGACUGAUAAUAGUUUAUAUGUUACAUUGAAGUAUGUAUUUGGUAUAAUAUGUAACUGUGUAUGUAUUUUCGGCCUAUCGCUUACUACACAGUUUUGCUUGCUUACAGCAUGUUAUUGUAGUUUGAUUGAAGGUGACUAGUUAAGUUUCGUCAUGGAACUACAUUUAAUUUAUGCGUGACUUACUCUGUUGCACUUUAUUUUAAACCGUAUAGAAAUUACGGUUUAUUUAGGCGUUCAGGUACUGAUCAUUACAGUAAUGUAGUUUUUAUCUCACUAAGGUAGGGUGAACGCAUACUUGAGUCGAAUUAUGAGAGUUAUAAAUAUAUAUUUCCGUUGAUAAAAUGCUGCAUAAGUUGU